CAACGUCUUAAGGUCAGUUUAGAGAGGGAUUUUCUAAGUUCCGUCAAUUACCUUCAAAUGUAUGGAGGUUGAUAAUCAAAAGAUCGAGCAGGACAACGAAGUUUCAUCAGAACUAUCUAAUACCGGUGAAUUUUUUUCACGACAAGACAUUAGUGAUAGAAAAGAUGAGGACGAAGAAGAAGAGGAGGAGGAAGAGGAAGACAAAAUUGUGGAGAAGUCACACAACAGCCGUUUCCAUAAAAGAAAUAAACGAUUCCCAAAACAAAUCGAAGGAGUUGACAAUGCGUUCGUCGCAAUAGAACCAAAAUCUGGCAAGGAAGUCAUAUGGAACGAAUGUAUUCUACCUGAGAAGAAAACUGAUAAAGAAAAUAGAUACCUUUCUUUGAUCAAAAAGCUGAAGAAAAACUCCCAUCCCUUUCUUGUGCGUUUUCUAGACGCUUGGGUGUCAAAGACAGAAGAAGGACCGCGCAAGCUGGUCUUCAUCACUGAGCGUCUCGAUGAGUGUACAUUAAAACAGUUUUUGUGCAAUUCUGCGAAAAAUAACCGCCUAUGGAACAGACACGUUGGUCAGCUCCUCUCUGUUCUGAUGUUUCUCCACCGCCUUGGUGUUGCUCAUGGUAAUCUGACUAAGGAGUCAAUAUACUAUCAAAACUCGGGAAACCUGAGAGUCGGAUUGUUUGCUCUUGGUAAAUGUCUAGACCAAAAGUCUGAGGCUUUCGAUGUAUAUUCUCUUGGUGUUGUCUCUCUGGAGAUUGCUGUGUGGACACCCACUGAAUUUCCACCAAAUUUGGACUUAACUGAGAGAUAUCAACAAAUGAUUUCGCGAUUGGACAACAAUAAUCAAAAAAGCUUCAUUGAGGCGUGCUUCGAUACUGGGUCCACAACAAAAUGUCUCAUCAAGCGAUUGCUUAGUCAUCCUGCUGUUACAGAAGUGCCAAUCUUGAAACUGUUAUCGGCCAGAAUGAUUGUUAACUCAAUGAUUUCCGUUUCUAAUGAGGAUGGCGGUACGAAUGAACCGACAGGGUUUGUCAGUCUAUUAAAGGACUAUCUCAAUCGUUACGAGGACGAAACUGUUAUUAUGGAAGUUCAUUUUCCACAUGACGAUGUGGUCAAGUCUAAGUCAUGGAAGGAUUUUCGAUCAAACUUUACUCUUACCUCCAAAUACCUUGAAGACGUCAAAAAUGGAUUCUAUCCGUUAUUCGGAUGCCACUGGGAUGCUUAUCAAGGAGAAGAGGAAGACAGUACAUUUCUCAAUUAUUCAGGAGUCUCAGGGUUCCCUCCUAGUAACGGCCUUACAAGUAAUCUGUCAAAUGCAAGUGGUACUGUCAAGAACGAUCCAUCUGCUUCUGUUGGAAAUUCUUCUUGUACAUCAGCCACUCCAAGUGCUUGCGCUUCGUGUAAAAACUCUACUGCAUCAAAAAUGACAGAUUUAGCUAUUGGCUCGCAGUUGGCUCCAGAGGAUCUGGUUGUUAUGCAAUCUGAAGAUGCCGCAAAAGGUUGCUUUUCCUCCAAUACAUAUGCAUCCCAAGUAAAUCCAAUUAACCAUAUGUCACAAAUCGAUUCUAGUUGUUCAUCUAAGGUGAUUGAUAAUGACUUAAAAAAGAAUGAUUGUUCAACUUCAGUUGGUGAGGUAAUCGGUGUAGCUUUUAUUCCAAAGACUGAUGAAGAUAUUCACCCUUUGUCUAAAGCAGCGCCUUCAGUGAAUGCACCUCGACCAUUUGAAUUGGGUCACGCAGAUCUUAAAUUUCCCGACAAACCUUAUGCUUCAACUUUGGACUAUGUAGAUGAAAGUGAAUCCCAUGGUCAUGGUCAAACAAUAUCUGUACUUGAUGAACAUGAUGGUUGUUUAUCAUCACCAAAACAAAAUAAAUCUCUACUUAUAUCUCCGAAUUGUGAACAACGAUUCGAUUUUGUCAUUGACACUCAACAGAAAGAAGUAAUAAAUAAUAGUGAAGCUGUUGCUGUAAAUGAGAAAACAACUGAAGACUUCACAUUAUCCGAUAAACAGGACAAUCUUAGCCCGGGACCAGAAGAUGAUGACGGUGAGGUUGAUGAGGAAGAUGAUGAUGAUGAUGAUGAUAAAGAUGAAGACGAUGAUAACGAAGAUGAUGAUGACGAUGAUGAUGAAAAGCGUGUGGUAGAACCGGUUGAACGCUAUGAACCGCAAACAGUCCAUGUUAAUCCACCAGAACGUGCACCAAGCCAUCCAGCUUUAUUUACACACUGUCAGUAUUUGUAUGUGGGAGCCGGCCGUUGGCAAGUUUAUGUCCAAAUGUGGUUUGUUGAAGAUCGUUUAAAAGGGAGACUUAUGUACAAGUAUUUGAUAAUGAAUGGCAUGAUUAUGAACGUGUUGCUGAUCUGUUCGAAGCUUCACGGUGCUUGAAUCCGGUCGAUCGUUCUAAUCUUGUAAGAUUGCUUGCCUUAGCAAGACAUAACUGUGCUCUUAUCGAUGGUGAACUUCAAUUUCCUGGUCCAAUAGCAUCUAGGCAGAGCAAUUUCGACGCGCUUGAACUGCACGAAAAACUUGUUGCGCUUCACCUUCAUCAACAAGCAAAAGAACGUUUAACAUCUAGAGAUUCAGGGUUAGCUAAAAGUUCAAUACAUUCAUCUUCAGCUACACCGAAUAAUGAAAAUGGACAUACAGUCUCGAGUAAUCAUGAUCAAAAUUUAGGUGACAUUCGAUCGAUAGAUUACCAAAAUCAUGUACCAAUUUCAAAUGAAGUACAAGCCUGUGCUGAGCAUAUUACACAGGUUCAAUUGCAUCAACGUGCAGAUCAAACGCAAGAUCCCCCAACUCCAUGUCCUGUAUCAGUUGGUUUAUCUGAUAUAGAUGGGACAAAAGAGAAUCAAGAUCCAGGGAAACAACAAAAAGUUAAAAAUGAUCCGAACAGUGCACUUUUUCUGGAUGUCAGUUCACUUGCUCCUCGUAAUUCAUAUUGUGCUUUAUGUGAUACGCAUGAUUAUCUACAUCAAAUUCAUUUACCAGCUUAUUUAAUCUCUCCCUGCUAUCAUUGCCGUGAGUUUCUUGCAAAUGAAGCUAAAAUCACUCCUGAAAUUCUCCUAGACUUACAUUUACAACAUAACAUUCCUUGGCCAGGAUUCCUGCAAGCUAGAUUUGGUAUCCCUAAUGAUGAUCGGUCAACUGAAGAACUAAUUGCUUAUGACUGCCGUUGGCGGAGCAGACAACCUUGUCGAUGUUUAGCUUCUGUAGAUGGUUCCUUAUUACCACCCUGUGUCGAAUUUCCAUGGUUAACUCCGACAGUUUCGACAGGUUCAUUCGAAGUUACUGAUAUAUCAGCAAAUCAAAGCAAAUUAAACAAACAAGAUUCAUUGAAUACACAAGUGGUUGCAGAGAUUUCUUCACCCACUACUACAGAUCCGCGUACUUCUGAUUUUUCUGCAACGACACAAGCACAAACUAAUGCAGCAAAUCAAUCGUUGCCUAACCCCACCACAACCUCGGUGAGUACAAGUAACACGUCAGUUGCUGGAAAUACUAAUACAUGUUUAAAAUCAAUUUUGCCAUGUUCAAAUAGGCAUAUUCGCGGUGCUCCCAUUACCUGCUGUCAUGGCAUACAUUUUCCUUUAGUUGGCAUACCAACCGUGUCAACUUCAUCUGCCAAUCAAAAUACAGAUACUGGCUGUAUCCCGUCUAUUGAUUCUUUUAAUCCACAAUCAACGACCGAUAGAGGAUCAGUUGUUAUAACUCAAGAAAUGCAACAAGCAGCACCGUUAACAAACGACGUAUCAUCUUAAUAUUGUAAUUUUUAUUAUUAUCAUUAUCCACAAUCAUUUCGUAAAUGUGAUUCGAAAAUUGUGCAAUAU
This is a messenger RNA of Schistosoma haematobium, 3825 nucleotides long. Its product is annotated as Nuclear receptor-binding protein. NCBI's taxonomy places the organism in Eukaryota, Metazoa, Platyhelminthes, Trematoda, Strigeidida, Schistosomatidae. Gene Ontology annotation, cellular component: cytoplasm. Gene Ontology annotation, molecular function: ATP binding; protein serine/threonine kinase activity. The transcript is spliced from 16 exons. The record is from RefSeq and is a predicted model, not a curated record. Gene Ontology annotation, biological process: intracellular signal transduction; protein phosphorylation. Bases 62 to 2383 code for a protein of 773 amino acids.